Schistocerca piceifrons (Central American locust) is the source of this 943-nucleotide messenger RNA. RefSeq names its product 26S proteasome non-ATPase regulatory subunit 8 (gene Rpn12). The record is from RefSeq and is a predicted model, not a curated record. Lineage: Eukaryota; Metazoa; Arthropoda; Insecta; Orthoptera; Acrididae. Gene Ontology annotation, biological process: proteasome-mediated ubiquitin-dependent protein catabolic process. Gene Ontology annotation, cellular component: cytosol; nucleus; proteasome regulatory particle. Bases 43 to 840 code for a protein of 265 amino acids. The transcript is spliced from 6 exons.
GAGCACAGAUCUUUUGCCAAACAUCAUAAUAAGGUAAGCGUCAUGGCGGCAAUGAAAGAAGUGGUGUCAUUGUACCAGCAACUGAAAACAGAAUGGAACAAGAAACCACCGAACCUGAACAAAUGUGGAGAACUUUUAACGAAAUUAAAGGUUGGCCUUACACAUUUAAUGUUCUUGCCAACUUCCAACUCGACUGCUUCACAGCAAGAGCUCUUACUUGCAAGAGACAUUCUGGAGAUCGGUGCUCAGUGGAGCAUUGCUAUGAAAGAUAUACCCUCAUUUGAGAGAUAUAUGGCACAACUGAAAUGUUACUAUUUGGAUUACAGGGACCAGCUUCCAGAAUCUGCAUACAAGUACCAACUUUUGGGACUGAAUCUGCUGUCCCUACUAUCUCAGAACAGGGUGGCAGAGUUUCACACAGAGUUGGAGCUGUUGCCUGCUGAUCAGAUCCAGACCAAUGUCUACAUCCGCCAUCCACUUUCUCUUGAGCAGUACCUGAUGGAAGGCUCCUAUAACAAGAUCUUCCUGGCAAAAGGCAACGUUCCAGCAGAAAAUUAUAAUUUUUUUAUUGACAUUCUGCUGGACACAAUUAGAAAUGAAAUAGCAACUUGCUUGGAGAAGUCGUACGAAAAGAUAUCUGUUCAAGAAGCAGCGAGAAUGCUGAACAUGGCGAGUCUUGCUGCCAUGAAGAAAUACGGAGAAAAGAAGAAUUGGACUCUUAAUCCAGAUAAUUACUACUACUUUGGUACUGAGGAGAAGAAGAGUGAAGACCCUCUUCCAUCAAUAGAACUUUCAGAACAAGUGAUAGAUUAUGCAAGGGAACUUGAAAUGAUUGUAUGAGUGAACAAAUUUUUGUGGAAAAUUAAAGCUUUAUUUAAUUUUACUCAUCUGUUGAAAACUUUUGUAAAUAACAAAUGAAAAAAAGUAAAAAGUUUAAUAGUCA